This is a messenger RNA of Corythoichthys intestinalis (scribbled pipefish), 1559 nucleotides long. RefSeq names its product glyceraldehyde-3-phosphate dehydrogenase, spermatogenic (gene gapdhs). The record is from RefSeq and is a predicted model, not a curated record. Bases 134 to 1141 code for a protein of 335 amino acids. The transcript is spliced from 11 exons. Gene Ontology annotation, cellular component: cytosol. Lineage: Eukaryota; Metazoa; Chordata; Actinopteri; Syngnathiformes; Syngnathidae. Gene Ontology annotation, molecular function: NAD binding; NADP binding; glyceraldehyde-3-phosphate dehydrogenase (NAD+) (phosphorylating) activity. Gene Ontology annotation, biological process: glucose metabolic process; glycolytic process.
CUAUCUGUGCUGGAUCGCCAGGAACAAAAACCACGACCUACAGCGGGCCUUUGAGGACCGGGUUGGAGAACACUGGUGUACAUCGGAGAAUGCAAAACGUUUAGGUAACCAGGCACCCCAAGAAGCUUCAGUCAUGUCAGAUCUCUGUGUUGGAAUCAAUGGCUUUGGUCGUAUUGGCCGCCUUGUGUUGAGAGCCUGCCUUGAGAAAGGCAUCAGGGUUGUGGCCAUCAAUGACCCCUUCAUUGACCUGCAGUAUAUGGUCUAUAUGUUCAAGUAUGACUCCACCCACAACCGUUACCGUGGAGAAGUCUCUGCCGACAAUGGAAAGCUCAUCGUGGAUGGCCAGUCAAUCUUUGUUUACCAAUGUAUGAAGCCAUCUGAGAUCCCCUGGGGCAAGGCUGGCGCUAAGUACGUUGUGGAGUCAACCGGAGUCUUCCUCAAUGUGGAGAAGGCUUCUGCUCACAUAUCUGGUGGGGCUCACCGUGUGGUAGUUUCAGCUCCAUCACCCGAUGCUCCCAUGUUUGUCAUGGGUGUCAAUGAGGACCAAUAUGACCCCUCCACCAUGAAGAUUGUCAGCAAUGCCUCCUGCACCACCAAUUGCCUGGCUCCCUUGGCCAAGGUCAUCAAUGAUAACUUUGGCAUUGACGAGGGUCUCAUGACUACAGUCCAUGCAUACACAGCCACCCAGAAGACAGUGGAUGGCCCCAGUGCCAAGGCCUGGCGUGAUGGCCGUGGGGCUCACCAGAACAUCAUUCCGGCCUCAACUGGUGCUGCCAAGGCCGUUGGCAAAGUCAUUCCCGAACUUAACGGUAAGCUGACAGGCAUGGCAUUCAGGGUGCCUGUGGCUGAUGUGUCGGUGGUGGACCUGACAUGUCGCCUGUCCAAGCCUGCAUCUUAUGCAGAGAUUAAGGAAGCUGUCAAGAAGGCUGCUCAUGGGCCCAUGAAGGGGGUGCUUGGUUACACAGAGGAUCAGGUUGUGUCCUCCGACUUCAUUGGCGAUACCCACUCGUCCAUCUUUGAUGCUGGUGCUGGCAUCUCCCUCAAUGACAACUUUGUGAAGCUCAUCUCCUGGUAUGAUAAUGAGUAUGGCUACAGCCACCGUGUUGCUGACCUGCUGUUAUACAUGCAUUCCAAGGAGUAGACACUUCCUGUGCUGAUAGCACAUCCAGAAAGGGACCACGAAAACAUGCUUUUAUCCCUUUUCUCUUUUACACAGAGGCUCCACUGAUAACCCUGUCACGGGAUCACAUUUCCUUAGCUCUUAUGUACAAGUAGAACGCAGCAACUAUGUGUUAAGUGUUCUGAUUUAAUCUAGUCUUUUCCUUUAAUAAUGUCAUGACUGGCCGGUGACAGUAUUUGUGUCUGUGUGUCCUUGCCCUCUUCACCUCCCAUUGCUGCAGUAGAUGUGUUGUUAUGGCUCAGUGCUGUCGUUAACUGCUGUAUCCAUUUCCAUGUUGGUGUUUUGAAAGCUUAUUUGCCAGUGGAAGGCGAUGGGGCUGAGUGACUGUAACUCCUCUAAAGAGUAAUGAGACAAAAAAAUAAAACUUGAACCCCUUAAA